Morus notabilis is the source of this 2957-nucleotide messenger RNA. Its product is annotated as pentatricopeptide repeat-containing protein At2g41720. The record is from RefSeq and is a predicted model, not a curated record. The coding region runs from base 107 to 2611 and encodes 834 amino acids. Gene Ontology annotation, molecular function: protein binding. Lineage: Eukaryota; Viridiplantae; Streptophyta; Magnoliopsida; Rosales; Moraceae. The transcript is spliced from 10 exons.
UUAUCAAUAAAAUAAAGUUCAUUUUGUCAAUUUCUUAGAAUUUCUCCUUCCCAGUUCCACCAUACCUCCAACUGUCGAAACUCCUCCGACUCCACUGUCCACUCCAAUGGCGACAAUGCUCAACCUCACUAACCCGAAGGAGCCGCUCCGAGCCGGAAACUCGGUCCUUUGCAGCAGCAGCAGCAAGAGCACCGCCAAGUCCCGGAACGACUUGGCCUUCGAGGAGAGGAAGCGCGUCUCCGUCGACUACGACCGCGGCACGCAUGAUGUCUCCACUCGCCUCCCCGGCCUCCGCAAGGCCGACAUCCCCAAACGGCACCGUUUGCAGGUCCAAAACGACCGCUUCCAGAAGGACUGGACCAUCUCCGAGGUCGCCGACCGGGUUUCCGACCUCCGCCGGUGGGACGACGUCGACGGAUUGCUCAAUUGCUGGAUCGGACGGUUCGCCAGGAAGAAUUUCCCCCUCCUUAUCAGGGAGAUGACGAGGAGAGGUUCGCUCGAGCAUUGCGUGAGAGUUCUCAGCUGGAUGAAGAAUCAGAAGAAUUAUUGUGCUCGGACUGAUAUUUACAACAUGAUGAUCAGGUUGUGCGCGAGGCAUAAUCAGACCGAUCAAGCUCGCGGCUUGUUCUUCGAGAUGCAAGAAUGGAGGUGUAAACCUGAUGUUGAGACUUAUAAUGCUCUUAUUAAUGCACAUGGUCGAGCAGGUCAAUGGCGUUGGGCCAUGAAUAUCAUGGAAGACAUGUUACGUGCAGCUAUCCCUCCGAGUCGGUCCACAUAUAACAACUUAAUUAAUGCCUGUGGGUCUAGUGGGAAUUGGAGAGAAGCUCUUAAAGUUUGCAACAAAAUGACAGACAAUGGAGUUGGGCCAGAUCUUGUGACUCACAACAUUAUCUUAUCUGCCUACAAAACUGGAGCUCAAUAUUCAAAAGCAUCAUCUUAUUUCGAGCUUAUGAAGGGGACAGGCAUCCGCCCUGACACAACAACACUUAAUAUUGUGAUACAUUGCUUGAUAAAGCUCGGACAAUAUGCAAAAGCAAUUGAAAUUUUCAAUUCCAUGAGAAAUAGGAAGGCAGAAUGUGACCCCGACGUUGUAACAUUCACCAGCAUCAUUCACAUGUAUUCUGUUUGUGGUCAGAUUGAAAAUUGUAAGGCUGUGUUUAAUACAAUGGUGGCAGAAGGAUUAAAACCAAACAUAAUUUCAUAUAACACAUUAUUGGGAGCAUAUGCUUCGCAUGGUAUGGAUAAAGAGGCAUUGUCAGUUUUUAAUGAGAUAAAGCAAAGUGGUUUUCGGCCAGAUAUUGUGUCUUAUACAUCUUUACUCAAUGCUUAUGGAAGAUUGAAGCAACCUCAAAAAGCAUCGGAAGUAUUUGACAUGAUGAAGAGAGACAAGUGGAAACCAAAUCUUGUGAGCUAUAAUGCCCUAAUUGAUGCCUAUGGAUCUAGUGGCUUGUUAGCUCAAGCUGUUGAGGUAUUGCGUGAGAUGGAACAAAAUGGAAUUCAACCAAACAUCGUUUCAAUAUGCACCCUUCUGGCUGCUUGUGGACGAUGUGGUCAAAAGGUGAACAUUGAUGCUGUUCUUUCAGCAGCUAAGCUCCGCGGCAUCAAGUUGAACACAGUUGCAUAUAACUCAGCUAUUGGGAGCUAUAUGAAUACCGGGGAAAAUGAGAGAGCUGUUAGUUUGUAUAGAUCUAUGAGGAAGAAGAAAGUUAAACCAGAUUCUGUUACUUACACUCUUUUGAUAAGUGGUUGUUGUAGGAUGUCAAAAUACGAUGAGGCACUUGGUUUUUUUGAUGAAAUGGUGGAUUUAAAAAUCCCAUUGUCUAAUGAGGUCUGUUCAUCUGCGAUAUGUGCGUACAGCAAACAGGGUCGACUUACAAAAGCAGAAUCUGUGUUUGACUUGAUAAAGGCAGAUGGUCUUUGUCCCGACGUAGUGAUGUAUACCACAAUGGUACAUGCAUAUGUUGCUGCAGAAAAUUGGGAGAAGGCUUGUAUAUUAUUCGAAGAAAUGGAAACAAAUGGUAUCCAACCGGACUCCAUUGCAUGUUCAGCUGUGAUGAGAGCUUAUAAUAGAGGAGGCCAAUCGUCCAAAGUUCUAAUCCUGGUAGAACACAUGAGAGAAAAAGGAAUCCCUUUCAAUGAUUCCAUUUUGUUUGAAAUUAUAUCUGCCUGUAGCCUAUUACGAGAUUGGAGGACAACCAUUGACCUCAUUAAGUUGAUGGAGCCCUCACUUCCAGUAGUUUCAAUAGCCGUUAUUAACCAGCUCCUCCAUUUUCUUGGAAGAAGUGGGAAGGUUGAAACUAUGAUGAAGCUGUUUUACAAGAUAGUCGCAUCUGGUGCUGAAAUUAAUAUGAGUACUUAUUCAAUUUUAUUGAAAAAUCUUCUGUCUUCUGGAAAUUGGAGAAAAUAUAUUGAGGUGCUCCAAUGGAUGGAGGAUGCGGGAAUUCAACCUUCAAAUGGCAUGUUUCUUGACAUAUCGACUUAUGCACAAAAAAGUGGCGGAGCUGAAUACGCUGCUAUAAUAAAAGAGAGACUUGAAUCCUUGAAGAGAAAAACAGUGGACCAAGGCUCGACUUCGAAGCUGUGUGAUUCUUCGUGUCUCCCUCUCAAUUGAUCUGUUGGAACGAACCUGCAGUAUCACGACCUUGUGGAGCCAGCAAUGGCUACUAUUUAACAAGUUGCAGAUUGCACUUUGGUAACGAUAACCGAGGCAUGAUUCUAGAGCUUGGAGUUUCGAUAUCCUGGACGCGGAAACACCUUGUUUUGAGUAUGUAUUUGAACUGACCAAUUCAAGGCUCCUAUGCAGGAGAUGAAGCACAAUCUGUACAGCAUUACAGCUUAUAACGCCUAUGAGGGGUGAAAAGGGAAAAUAAUUUCUAAAUUUUGAUUUUUAAAAUGCGGAUAGUUGGUGUAACCACACUGACUCUUGCUAAGUAGGUUUACUUGUACAUUUUUUAAAU